Candidula unifasciata is the source of this 1835-nucleotide messenger RNA. The record is from the annotation of a GenBank genome assembly. Lineage: Eukaryota; Metazoa; Mollusca; Gastropoda; Stylommatophora; Geomitridae.
AUGAUUGAAAGGGAGGAUCUGGAAUCGGAAGCGGGCUUGUCUGACCACUUUGGAAGCUCACCGGACACAAAUGUCCAGCAGUCCCCAGGAAUUUCCAACCUGCGUUUCUUCGGGCGAGGUGCAGAAAGAGAUGAUGCAUCAAUUUCAUCUUCCUUGGCAGAGUUUGAGAAGCUAGAGAAAGCCAUUCCAAUUUCCAGUUCAUUAAGUUCAAUAGAGAGAGGUGACGGUGAAAAGGACAGUUUUGGAGGAUCUUAUGAUGAAAGAAAAUUUGUAGGUUUCCGAAAAUUGAAAGAAGGUGAAGAGACCACUUCAAUUGCAUCAUCCCUAGCUGAAUUUGAACAACUUGAGCAAGCUCUUGUUGUAUCUGGCUCAGCCAGUUCUGUGGAAAAACAUACUCCAGAAAGCAAGAGCUCUGGGGGAUCUGGUGAAAACACAUCUAAUUCUGUAGCUUCAUCACUGGCUGAUUUUGAGAGAUUUGAACAGGAAUGCCAAGGAGAUUCUGAUGAAAAGAAGAGCUCUGUAGAAAGUUCCAGCAGACCGAGUGAGGCAUCUUCUUGUACUUCUCUGAAUGAAUUUGAAAGACUGGAGAGAGAGAUUGCUGUAGCAGCGGAACUCGAAGUGGAAGCUCAAAAGAUUGUCUCCAUUUUAGAAUCAGGAGUUUUGAUGGAGUGUGCCAAGUUUGGAAGUGUUGAUUUCAGUGAGGUUGAUGGUGCAGAUGGAAAAGAGAAAGAUUCUGUAGACGAUGAUGGCCAAGAAGAAAUAGAUCAUGAUUCCCUCAGUGAGGAAGCCAGAUUAGGGCAUGAGGAAGAUGCAGAUUCUCUUGAUGGUGAGAGCUCAGAAGUCACGGAGAUGGCAUCCAGUGUUGUAUUUACUGGACCAGAUCUUGCCGUAUGUCAACCUGUACCUGCUGAUUUUGACACAGAUUCACUCCAAGGUGAAGCUCUCAUGCAGUUGUCUUCAGAUUCUCUUGUCCUAGAACAGAGAUUGAAGUCAUCAGACUCAACCAAGUUUGAUACAGAUUCACUCUUUGGUCAGGAUGAGGGAAUGGUCCAGUCAGGUGAUUCCUUGGAGCUAGGAGGUCAGUCAAGUGGUGGACAAUCCAGUGGUGGGCGCUCGAGUGAGAAACUGGAGGACAAAAACAUUCCAGGUGAUGAUCUUAUGCAAACAUCUGCUGAUUCGUUAGAGUUUGACAACAGCAAAGAGGAAGCCAAAGAAAGUGAAGAGAAAGAUCAGCUGCAGCAGCAGCAAGAUGACAGUGUCAUGAUGGUCUCUGUGGAAUCAGCUGCCUGGAGCAUGGGCAGCUCAGGAGGAACAGGACAGUCCAUGUCAGAGUCUCACACAGAUUCUAGUCAUUCCCAUGACAUCAUGCAGGUGUCCACAGAUUCAGACAUCCUCAAAUCAGGAGCCAGGCCAGAGAAGAUCAGCGUUCUCAGUGAACAGCUGUUUGCAUCGGACAGGGCAGCUGCCAAAGAAGGCCACGAGGUUCAGCAACAGCGACAUCAGUGGCAUCAGGCUGAAUCAGUAUCUGUUGUGCAACAUGUCACAAGCAGCUCUUCCCAUCAACAUCAGUCACUUUCAGAAAGCAAAACCAGGCCAAAGAGAGAAUCCCCAAAAUUUGCGGAGUAUGAAGAGCCUGAAAAAGAAGGCAGUCUUUACUUAGCAAAAGGACCUUACCAGGAAUCAAAAAAGGUUUACACUAUGGCUGAAUGGGAGGCAAUGAAACAGGCCAGACGGGAGAAACAAGAAACAGAAACCAAGUCCUCUGCCCUUUCAUCCUCAUCUCCUGAACUGUCUCAGGAGUCAGAUAGAGAUGAGAAGCAGACUCCCCCCUCCCA